Molecule: messenger RNA, 1589 nt
Organism: Aplosporella prunicola CBS 121167
Lineage: Eukaryota; Fungi; Ascomycota; Dothideomycetes; Botryosphaeriales; Aplosporellaceae
Exons: 2
Coding region: 48-1220 (390 amino acids)
Biological process (GO): proteolysis
Molecular function (GO): metalloexopeptidase activity
Source: RefSeq, a predicted model, not a curated record
CCAGCUGGCUGCUCCCCCAGCGCACCUCUCUCCCUCCAUCACCAACCAUGAAGACUUCAGGAAUCCUUUCGCUCUCUUUCGCCGCUGCCGCGUCGGCGCUCUCCAUCCUCCGCGAUGGCCAAGCUCCGCUCCAGGGCUCUACUGUCUCUGACUCCACCACCACGCCCGAGCAGUUCCUUAUCGAGCUGUCGCCCGGCGAGACGAAAUGGAUCACCGAGGACGAGAAGUGGGAGCUGAGGAAGCAAGGCAUCAACUUCUUCGACAUCACCGAUGCCCAGGACCUCGGCAGCGUCGCCAAGUCGGAGGCGACGGUCAAGUUCCCCUCCAAGCCCGCCUACAACACCACCAUCAAGCCGCUGCUGAAGGAGCUGAAGAAGAAGAACAUGCGCAAGCACCUCGAGACCUUCACUGCCUUCCACACGCGCUACUACAAGUCGCAAUACGGGGCGCAGUCGUCGGCGUGGCUGCUGUCGCAGGUCAACGAGACGCUGGCCGAAGCCGGCGCGCUGGACGCCGGCGCCAGCGUAAAGCACUUCGAGCACCAGUGGGGCCAGAACAGCAUCGUCGCGACGCUCCCGGGCAAGAGCAACAAGACGGUCGUCAUCGGCGCGCAUCAAGACAGCAUCAAUCUGUUCCUGCCGUCGCUACUGGCGGCCCCGGGCGCCGACGACGACGGCUCCGGCUCCGUCACCAUCCUCGAGGCGCUGCGCGUGCUGCUGACCUCGCCCGCCAUCGUUAAUGGCGACGCCGAAAACACUGUCGAGUUUCACUGGUACUCGGCCGAGGAGGGCGGGCUGCUGGGCUCGCAGGCCGUCUUCCAGGCCUAUGAGAAGGCCGGCCGCGACGUCAAGGCUAUGCUGCAGCAGGACAUGACCGGCUACGUGCACAAGACGCUCGAGGCCGGCGAGCCCGAGUCCGUCGGCGUCAUCACCGACUUUGUCGACCCGGGCCUUACGGAGUUCAUCAAGGACGUCAUCACCGUCUACUGCGAUAUUCCCUACGUGCUGACCAAGUGCGGCUACGCGUGCUCGGACCACGCCAGCGCGAGCAAGGCGGGCUACCCCUCGGCCUUUGUCAUCGAGAGCGACUUCAAGUAUAGCGAUAGCAAGAUCCAUACCACCGAGGACAAGAUUGAGUAUUUGAGCUUCGAUCACAUGCUCCAGCAUGCUAAGCUGACGCUGGCGCUGGCGUACGAGCUUGCUUUUGCCAAGUUUGACUAGAGCUGCCUAGGUAGAGAGAGAGGUCCGUGGUUAUUAUUAUGCUUUUACAGGGCUCGAUUUGGAUGUGUUGUAAUGAGAUUGGUUUGGGUUUGGUAUAUAUGAGUGGUCAAGAUAAGUGCUGUAUAAUCGAAUCUGGUAACAGUGCUUUAACUGGUCGAAACUUUCGACUGUGGAAAAGACGUUUAAAAUCUGGUUCCUCUUCCAGCAUUGACCAUUAACCUUGUCAAGGUAUGCCAAAGUCCACGCAAACCCGACCCGGACACCCCUCACAAAGCCCCUACAAAGCUUCCAUCCGCCAACCACCCUACUUCCCCCCCUUCCCCUUCCCCCUCCCCUUCCCUCUCCCCUUCUCAAGCAAAUGCGCCCCCC